CCAUAGACGCUCGACGUCACCACCUGUUACGUUCUCAAAAGUACGCACAUACACUGUUUGUUUGUUUGGAGAUGCACGAAUAGUUUCGAUUCCGUUUAUCUUCUUCGGUGGCGUUAAGUCACGAAUGCAUCACUCGAUCUUCCACCACAGCUUAGUUUUGUGAUAAGAGUUGAGACACACGAUGUUUGACGUUUAAUAAAAACAAUGAGCGAUUUUAUCCGUACGGGAAUUGAAUUGUAAUAAGAUAAAGACAAGAGAAUGUUUGAACAAGAAAGCGCUAACAAUACGAACAAGUUUGUGUGUCCAAAUGACAGGCAGUUAGCCCUAAGGGCUAAACUGAAAACAGGAUGGAGUAUGAAAACAGCAUCGUUGGAGCGUGGCCCCGCUCCACAAAGGGACAAUUCAUUACCAUUAAGGGAAGACGAACAAGCAACUAUUAUAGAAGUAAUCAAGAAAGCUGAGCAAAUUGACCUUUUGGAACAGGAAAGGAUCGGUAGGCUUAUCGAUCGUUUGGAACAGCUUCAAAGAGGUGCUUUGGGACGUGGACCGAGUCAGUGCCUGCUGUGCGGAGAAAAAUUCAGAAUAUUGGGAGGUAACAAGGUCGUCUGUGUCGACUGUCGGAAACCCGCAUGUAACAAGUGUGCCGUUGAAGUAACACCAAACAUUAGAAAUAUUAAUAGUCCGUCAAAGGAAACCUGGCUCUGUAUGAUAUGUUCCGAAACGCGUGAAAUUUGGAAAAAGUCUGGAGCGUGGUUCUUCAAGAGCUUCCCCAAAUACAUUUUGCCGGGGGGUCAAUCAAAUCCUCCCAGCCUUACAUUUGGUUCGAGAAGAAAAUGGAACCGUAAUUCAUACCGCCCCGGGUCGAAUUUCAGACAGAGGGAUUUUAUUGAUGACAGCAGUUCAGACGACGAAUCCAAGAGCUGGAAUCGGUUACAUCAAAGAACCAACUCGAACACCGAAAGCACGUACGAUCCGUUGGAAAUUUCGCCACGUUCUCAAAAUCAGUUGCUGUUCAACAGAGAGUUUUCGCAUAGGAAAAGCGGAAAUUACACGCCAUUCACUCGUCAGACAAGUUCCGGUGAAUCGCAAUCGUCCAAGGAUACGGCCAGCAUUUGUACCAUAAAUACAACAACCGAAUGCAGUCGAUGUACGGGAACUUCAGGUGCAACCCUAACCGCAACGCGCACUUGGGACGAUCUGGCGAUGACUACCACGUCGAGCGACCAAGCGGACAAGGGUGGAACGGAUUUGGCUACGAUAUCAUCCAGGAGAGACUCGAUGGCAAGUCGUUCGAUGUCAGAGUUGAACUGGAGCGAUGCCCGCAGUGAGGAACGAGUCUCCCCCAGUUACAGCUGUUGCAACAACGCGGGAACAAUCUUUAAAAACAUUCUAAAAGCCUUUAAACACAACGACUCCUCUGUGGGAACUAUGGAAUUCUCCCUGACUUACGACCCCAUUAAACUGACUCUUCAUUGUGCUAUUUAUAGAGCCAAGAACCUACUCUCGAUGGAUAUAAAUGGAUUAUCCGAUCCAUUUUGCAAAAUUGACAUCCUUCCAACUACAAAAACCUCAACAAGAUUAAGAACCAAAACAGUACACAAGACAAGGAAUCCAGAAUUCAACGAGAAUCUGACAUUCUAUGAUAUAACUGAAGACGAUUUGGCUAAGAAGACGUUGCAUAUAUUGGUCAUGGAUGAUGACAAGUUUGGACACGACUACAUGGGGGAAACCAGAGUGCCUUUGGCGAAAUUGAAGAUCCAAAAUACGAUAUAUCUGACAUUGCCCCUUGAAGCAUUGCGAUCAGAACAGAAGGGCCCUCUUCCGGCUCCGGACUUGACCCAGUGGUUCGACGACGAUCUCUGGUCAAGAGGUCAAAUAUUACUAUGUCUUUGUUAUAGCACCAAAAGAAGAGCACUCUUGGUGACGAUCGUGAAAUGUGCAAAUUUACUACCUAUGGACAAUAAUGGAUUUUCGGACCCCUUUGUUAAAUUGUACCUUCGGCCAGAUCCCUACCACCGAAAACACAAGACGACAAUUAAGUGGAAAAAUCUAAAUCCUGUUUACAAUGAAGAAUUUGCUUUUGAAACUAGGCCGACCGAAUUGUCAACCCAGAGCCUUCAUUUAACAGUUUGGGACAAAGACUACGGAAAAAGUAACGACUAUUUGGGAGGACUUGUUCUGGGAGGGUUGGGAUCAAAGGGUCGUCGACUCAAGCACUGGCUAGACGUCAUCCGAUAUCCUGAUCAUAGACACGAAUAUUGGCAUAAUUUAACAGAUGAACCUAUAGGAGACUGAUGAGGAAUGUGUGCAGAUCACAGUUAAGAAAUGUUACAUUAUUCUACACUGUUUUUUGAGGGCAAAAGACAUAUAAAAUAUUUGGAUCGCAUUUAGUUAACCCUCUUCGUUCUGGACGUUUGGGUUUUGGAAUUUCAUUUCAAGUUGGUGAACUGUGAAUUUCACCUAGUGCGUGGAGUUUUCCUCUUCCUUUCCCUAUCAAUACCCUGGCUAUGGGCUUCCCUUAUUUGCUUUAAUUGUUUGUUACUUAAGAACUACGCUAGAUAGAGCAGUUAAAAGUUGGACCAAGAAUUAUCAAUACAUAGGCGUACCUACACUUCUAAAACCUUAAAAUCGUUUUAAACUGAACUCAACGUGACCCCGUGGACCGCAGACUUCUAAUGGAUGCUCAGUAAUUUAUGAACAUUAUAAGGGUUGAGUAUUGAGAUGAUUAACCUGUAAGACCUACAUUCGACUACUGAUUAUAACCAUAAAAACAACAAAUAAAAUUUCAACUCUUCAAUAAGAUUCCUAGCUAACCUCGAAAGAUCAUUAAAGAUGAGACUAUGUUGUGUUUCAUUCCCUCCUGCAAAUACUUGCUCUUUGUGAAUCGUGGAGUGGAGAGGAUAAUGUUGGUUAUUGAAAGGUAGGCGAGACACACAAGGUGCAUUUUUUGAAUUAAUUUUACCCACUACAGAUAACCUCAAAUUAAUGAGGAAAGAUUGUAGCUUAUGGUAGAAUACUGGUGCGCAAAACCAGGUUCGAUUCCCGGCAAGAAUGUGACGACUGCAACAAUUUUAACUUAUUAAUU
Molecule: messenger RNA, 3085 nt
Organism: Agrilus planipennis (emerald ash borer)
Lineage: Eukaryota; Metazoa; Arthropoda; Insecta; Coleoptera; Buprestidae
Exons: 11
Coding region: 259-2295 (678 amino acids)
Biological process (GO): intracellular protein transport
Cellular component (GO): membrane
Molecular function (GO): small GTPase binding
Source: RefSeq, a predicted model, not a curated record